Messenger RNA from Chroicocephalus ridibundus (black-headed gull), 2954 nucleotides. It is a transcript of the gene FAM204A, whose product is annotated as family with sequence similarity 204 member A. Bases 466 to 1194 code for a protein of 242 amino acids. Lineage: Eukaryota; Metazoa; Chordata; Aves; Charadriiformes; Laridae. The record is from RefSeq and is a predicted model, not a curated record. The transcript has 8 exons.
GGGGGUGCCGGCUGCCGGCUGCCUGCCCCGGCCCUGGUCCAGAGCUCUGUUCCGCUGCGCCCGGAGCGGGCUGCCCUCGCCUCGCCGGCCUGCCGCCUCCCCCGGGCGGGCGCUUCGUCCGUCCUGUCCCCGGGGGCCGGCGGAGCUCGGCCGUGCUCGGCGGCCGGCCGUUGCGCUGCCCCGGGAAGCCGUCGCCUGGCAGGGCUGGACGUGCUCCCCCGCUGCCCCUGGGAGAGCGGCCAUAUCGCCCUUAAACUGAAAGCAGUGGUAAACAAAUGGGAAGUGGCAAAACUUUACGGAACAAGGAAUAAUAAAAAAAGAAUUAAUAGCUUCAGCCUGUGUACUUAAAUCUUCUACUUCUCUCUGAAAUAGCUAAUUAUGUUUUUAUCUCGGAAUGGGUCAGCUCGCAUAACUCUGGUGACUUUGCAGUGACUUGAAGUGGCUUGGGCCUGUUUAAACUGGAAGAUGUGGAGUGGGCUUUUGCCUCCAGGACUGAGUGAAAGUGAUGUUGACUUAAGUUCUGAUGAUGGAGAUGAAUCGCAUGGUUCCUUAUCAAAGGAAGAUGCAAAAGAAGAUAUUGAAAGGGUGCAACUUUCUGAAUUCCAGGAGAAGAGACCCGAAAGCGAUGCCAUCAGUGAAUCCACUGCGAUACCAGUGAGAGGUGGAGAAAACGAAUCUCAAACAUGCCCUUCUGGAAUUUCUGUAAAUAUGUGGAAUAAAUUUUUGGAGCUUCAGAAGAAAAACCGUGAAAUGAAAACCCAAGCAAAUCAGGGAAACAAAAGCCGAAAAAGAAAGCGCCACAGAAAAGAAAAACAGAAAAACAAAGAUGAAGUGACUAAGAGUUGUCAACAGUUGGAAAAUGAAGAUAAAUGGAAAGAACUUACACAGUACUUUGGAAUCAAUGAUAGAUUUGAAUCACCUGUAGCUAGCAGGGCUCCACAAAAGUCUGGCCUUGAACUUAGCAUAGAGAAGUCUGUGGCUGAAGGUGACAUUGAUAAGGCUGAGGAGCUGAGUGAUAGAUUAGCCAUUCGCGAGCUUGGUGUGAAAAUUGCCAAAGCUGCUGCUUGCCGCAACUUUGUUAAAGCCAAGCAAGAAGCAGAGGCUGCCCAAGAAGCUCGAAAGAAAAAGAAGCUUGCUUGGGGAUUUGAAGCCAAGAAAAGAUGGGAAACAAAGAGCAAUAUGGGAUACAUGUAAUGCAUCCUGUUUUCCUCAGGAGUCAAAUACCUGAUUUUGCCUGGAGGAUCUUUGUUAGCGGCUUCUUAAAUCUGAAUACAAAAUAAACCUCAAAACAAAACACAACAGACCAAAUUCCUUCUGUUUCUCUUCAUGCUGUUAGGUUACAAUAUUUUGUUUUGGCAUGCAUAUAAUGUAGCAAAAGUACUACGUAAACAUCAAUAUUAUGUUAAAUAUAGUAUUUUUCUCCAAAAUAUUAAAAUCUAAGAUAAUGCAUUUGGAGUCUGGUAGAGAACUUUCUGAAGUUGGAAUAAAGUACUUUGUCCAAAUGUGUUCUAUGCUGCACUGCAGUUAUGUGUGGGUAUAAGGAGAGGGAGAAGCUUUCUUCCUAAGGUUAUACAGUGCCACUUCUUGGAUUGCUUGAAAGUUUGGGAAGGCACUAAAUUAAGAAAAGCAAAACCACUCUACCUGUUUAAAAACAUUAUUAUUUAUGUAUUUAAGGGCUUAGUAAAUAUACACGGAAGAAAAAUUGGCCAAAAAAAGUCCGUCCUCCCUUUCCUGGGAGGAGCUGGUACUAUUCAUCAUGUCCUGGUGCCAUGUGCUUCAGAAUAUUUCAAAUUCCCAUUUUCCUUUCCUUCCCAAGAACUCAAGUUUUUUAAGUGUCCUGGUUUCUUUGAGCAGAUGCAGUAUAGAAAUAUGUAUCUCAAAAAAUAUCUGAAAUGUGUGAUGUUGUGCAGUUAGCUGCACCCAAGAAGCAAAUGCAGAUUUUACUCCCAAGUCAAGUGUUUUACAGAUCAAUUAGGAUUUGAAUGUUUAUGUUAUAAGAUUAUAACAAGAAUUGAUGAUGAUGUUUCUUCAAAAUUGUUCUCAGUGAAAAGUAAGGACACAUUCAGAACUAAUAACUUUUCUCCCUGAAGCUCUUGCAUGUAUGUUUAGUCACCACAAUGCCUGAAUUGAAUUGGUAAUGUAAAUGUCAGUUAUUGUUAACCAAGAUUAAUAUGUUUCAGGCCAAAGGUAUGGUAUUAGCGUAAUGGUGAUUUACUGUGUAAGUACUUGAGGCUAAAACAACUUGCCAACAAAUAGCAAUUUGAAGUUUUACGGCACCAAUUCGAAGAGUUUAGGUUUGCAGUCCAACAUGGAAUAGUGCAUUUUUGUUCAUUAGCCCUCAGGAUGUUUGAUUCUUUUUCUUUUUUAGCAGAGCAUCGUAUUUCUUUCGCAAAGAUGAGAGUUUGCAAUAUGGUAAUCUGCAGUUAGCUGUAAUUAGUUACGAUGACAGAGUUGAAUACAAUUGCCAGGAUUGUAAAUCAGGGGCUAAACAGGUUUCUGCAGUAUAACAUCAUAAAUCUCACACUACGGUUUACAAACUAUAUUAGCUUUAGAAACUUUGGUGUGGAAGGAAACAAAUGAUCUCUCUUUGUGAUUAGAAAGGUAAAUUGCAUGUUUACUUGGAUAAACAAACAGAUUACACCAUGAACCUUCAUCAAGAUUUUUCUCAGUUCCAAAUGUUCCUGUCCAAAACUUCCAGGUUCUCUGCCCAUAAUUUCUGGGGUUUUUUAAGCCGCUGGCAGAUGAGGGUUAGACACAGUUGACCUUUCUGCCUGCUACGUACUGAAAAGCAGAAUGAUGCUGAUAACUUUGUGCUGAAAACAGCAGCAGUAUUCCAUUAAAUAUUUAAAAGUAGUGUAUGUUAAACAGAUGUAUACAUUUUCUUGUAAUAGUUGCUCUUAAUAGUAACGGUAUUUAUUAGUCAAAUAAAGAUCUUUAUCUAAUUGUAAGGCUCU